UAAACCCCGGCUGGUCAAAACUCACUCAUUUAAAUAUCAUUGCCGUAUCAAGAAUAACCACCCGCUUAACUGCUCCAUCACGAGCUGCAGGGAACAGGUUGCCUGGGAAACGGCCGCAUGGCAACAGGAUCAGAGCCGGGGGGUUGUCUGCUGCUAGCUCUGCUCCCGUUUCCCAUUUCCUCACUAGAUGGUGUGCAAGCCACUGGAGAGUCGACUUCCUUACGCGGUCAGGCUCCGAUCAAAACAAAUCUGGGAAACUACACGGAACGCCGUUUCUCGGGGUUUUCGCGGAGGAUUAUUGUAUUGUCAUCCAGAUAUAUUUCUUUCUGAUAACGGCGCGGAUCGUGCUCCAUUCGGCGGUGAUGGACAUAAUGAUUGCAGUGCAGGAUGCGUGCGUCUCCGGUCAGUGGCUCACCGCUAUAAUUCUUAGUCUUUGCUGCUUUUUACCAUCGUGUUUGCCCGCUGGACAAACUGUGGACUAUGCGUCCAGCGAGAGUGUGGUCAGCAGACAGGGAGACACCGCGCUGCUCAGAUGCUACCUGUUGGAUGGGAUUUCAAAAGGAGCAUGGUUGAAUCGUUCCAGUAUCAUUUACGCAGGGAAUGACAAGUGGUCAGGGGAUCCUCGCGUCUCCAUCGUAUCAAAUGUGGGGGAUAAACAUGAAUACAGCUUACAGAUACAGAAAGUGGAUGUAACGGAUGAGGGCUUGUACACCUGCUCGAUACAGAGUGAGCGUAACCUACGCCCAAAACUCAUUCAGUUAAUUGUAAAAGUUCCUCCUAAAAUCUAUGACAUUUCAUCGGACAUUGCGAUAAACGAAGGCAACAAUGUUUCACUCAUCUGCUCAGCCAGUGGGAAACCAGAGCCCAAAAUCUCUUGGAAACACAUCUCCCCAUCAGCCAAGAAGUACGAAAGCGGGGAGUAUUUAAAUAUCACAGGCAUCACUCGGGAUCAAGCAGGGGACUAUGAGUGUGCCGCCGAAAAUGACAUUGCUUCACCCGACACCAAGACCGUGAGAGUAACAGUCAACUUUCCUCCAGCAAUCCAUGAGAUGAGAAGUCACGGGGUCCGACCCGGUCAGAUUGCCCUGCUGAGAUGUGAGGCAGCAGCUGUCCCCUCUCCAGUCUUUGAGUGGUACAAGGGAGAGAAAAGGAUUAACAUGGGCCAAGGAAUAGACAUCAAGAACCUCAGCUCCAGAUCAGUUCUCACAGUCAAGAACAUGACACAGGAUCGCUAUGGCAACUACACCUGUGUGGCCGUCAACAGGUUGGGAACAGCCAACGCCAGUGUGCCUCUGAUUCCAAUUAUUGAAUCCACAACAACUAGUGCUGUCUCAAGUCCAGCACCCAACACCGCUCCGUAUGGAAGUACAGGAGGCGCUGAAGUCCUGCUGGCCUGCCGGUACCUGAUCCUGGCUCUCUCUUCUCUCGUCAGCGUUUACUAGUCCUGGGGAUGGCCAUACACAAUGACUGUAAAGAACCCUUUUGAGCAUUUACAGAUCCUUUGACAUUGCUGAUGGCUGGAUCCAAUCUGGUACAGUGUGUUUGGAAAGCAGCGAGGGAUUUUAAUCAGCAUUGCUUAUGUUGGGAUGGUAAUUUUCUUCUGUGGUGUUUGUCAUCAUGUAAAUACAUACGGUUUUAGGGGGGUGGUUUUCUUUCUCUUGUCUUAUUUUCUAUUCUUUUCUUAUUUUCUUUUUCCUGAGUUCCCACUUUGUGAAUCAGCACACAUUGUCCCCUUCAAACGCUCACAAAUUAGCCGAAAUCACGCUUUGGAAAAGUACGGGUGUGUGACGUUAGUGUCUUUGUUAUUGAAAAAGGAAAGACGCCCUAGUGUGCCACCUUGCUCUCCAUCAUUCACAUACCCACUAAAUGUUUAAAUAGUAAGUUUUUUGCCGAGCUCAUUUAAAUCCAGUGAACCAAGAAACACUGUUUAAGAUUUCACAAAGGGAGAGAUAUUGAAAUUGAUAUCAAAAGUAAUACAGUCAAAGGCGAAGCGAACAAUUGAAGAGCAGCUUUAGUUUAAUACGCUAAUGCACAUGGUUUUCCAUUGACUGUGAAAUAUGAUUAUUAAUUUUCUUGACCAAAACUACAGCCAUACCUCAAUGGUUUAGACCUCUGGGCUAUAGUCCCCAAUUGCAUUUAACUGAAUCAUGCAGUGUACGAUCAUAAACCUUUCUAGUUAUUCUAGUCAUACAUGAAUUAUGAAUUAGUUGUUAUACUGCAGGAAAAAAUUUAAACCUAGAUUGCACUGGAGAUUCAAAUAUGUAAUCAUAUGAGAUACAUUUGCCUCUUAUAAAGCUAUUUGUAAGCCUAAUUUUAAAAUUAAAAUGAGCCUUUUCUGGUGGUCAAAAGGUUAUAAAACAGCAAAGCAGAGUUACAGAGAAAUGUGAAAAAGCAAUCGAGAAAUUGUCUGUGUUGCAUGUGAUGUUAUAUUUAUUAAGAUAUCAAAUAAAAAUAGCACAUAAAAGAUAUUCUUUAGUUGGCAGUAUGCAAAAUAUUGUAACAGGCCAAUCCAAAGUAAAAAGUGGGGAAAAAGUAGGUCAUAUUUGAUGUGCACUUUGAUUAAAUGAGGAAAUUACGAACAGUGUCUAAUGGAACUUAUCUGACGAUCAUUCAAAUCAUUAUUAGCUUUUUUUUUCUUUCAUUUUAUGGAGUAUGUUUUAUGGUUGUAAUCAUUUGAACUGGAUUUUUAUAAUGUAUUAACAUAUUACCUGCUUUGCUUCUGUAAGUGUGAAAUAGUUUUGAAUAGGGAAGCAGAAAAAAACUGAAUAUGCACUUCCCUUGUGGGGACAAUAUGAAACUUUCAAGUGUGGAUCCAAACAUGUGAAUGAAUAUUAUUUCAAAAUACGUAUGCAGUAUGGCAUAGUUUACAAUGUUGUCUUUCAUUUUAGAUGCCACAACUGUUGUUGAUUCUUGUCAAAUGAGUAGAAGUUGGAAAAAAGAACCGUUUGUAAUCAAAUAAUCUACUUUUAACUCAGAGGGUGUGAACCAGUCAUACGGUAUAAUAGAAAACGAGUCACGUGUGUGUAUAUUCGAAGAAAGUAGAAUUCAUUUUAUCUUAUUGGUAGAGCCAGUGUCUAGGUUUAGUUUAACCUCUACCCUAGUUCCCACACAAUUGUUGUAUACUAAGAUGUGCAGAAAUUAUAAAUGUGCUGCAUGUCAAAUUAAUAUGUAUGUUAAGGUGGCCACUUACCAUAAAUCGAUAAUUUGAGAACAAAACCAGUUUCGAGGUUGCUUUGACUUAAUGAAAUGUGUUCUACACUACUGAACAUCACUAGGCCUGUCUGUUGAGCUAUGAUGAAAUGUUCUUUUCAUGUGAAAGUCAUCACAGAAUCAUUUCUGCUCAGUGUGCAAUACUGGGUCCUCUCCUAUGGACUGUGCUAUUCGGAAACGUGUGACGAAUUAAAUUUUUUAAAUUUAUUAUUUCUUGCGCAAAGUACAUUUUCAAUGACAGGAAGUGUCGGAAUAUUUCACUUACAACGGAUAUGUUCUGAUGAAGAAUCAUAUAGGUCUCACCGAUAUCUCCCUUUGCUUAUUACAGACCUAAAAGCCUCAAAGAUCAAAACGAGAGCUGUUAAAUAUUCAUCGCUGCGAAGGCCUGGCUCUCGCCGUUGUGAAAUAAAAAGUAACAUUGCACUUGCUUAUCAUUGCCACAAAGAUCCAUAAUCGCAGAUUAAAACCAAGAGCUUUGACAGUUACAGUAAAUACGCUCCAUUUCAAUAUUCUGACUCCACUCUAGAAGCAAGUACUGUAUAAAAUGUGCCUUUAAAAGUAUUAAUUGAUAUGAUCUGUUGCCAUACCAUGUCAAGUGGCAUGUGUAAGCCUCAUGCAUUUGCCAUUCAUAGCUAUUAUACAAGACGAAUCAGUGUUGUGCAGUAUUUCUGGCUUCUUUCAGUCUAAUAGAUGAUAAAAGGGGCAUUAAAAAAAUAUACGUCUGCCAAUUUUGAGUUCUGUAAAGAAAUAAAAGCAGCACAUGCUCUUUAAAUAAAUAUUGUGAAUGAUACCUUAACAAAGAGCUCAUUAAAGCAUCAUUAAAACUGCGUAAAUGGGUAUCAAGAUAAAAAAAGCAGACAAGAGCAUCCAUGCAUGCAUAAUUCUCCUGAAAGUUACAGCCUUUCAAAAGAGUCGGUAAAUAACUGGCAAAUGUGCUGCAAAUUUUCACUCCGAGCAUCUAAUGACUUGAUGAUCACAUUCCUGGACAUGCAUUAAUGUUCAAUGACGUGUUUCGAAAUUUUCUCACGUCAGCCAAGCGACAGAUAUACAGAACUUGUGUGGUGCCAGUGGUCACGAAAACCCAAAAGGCCAAUGCUAUUUUCGAAUGGGUUCAAAUUACUGCAAGCAGCACAGUAUGUUGUGGCCCGAGGAGACCCCUUGGGUUCCAACACCUUCCCAGAAUCGUCGCCAUGUGCUAUGAGCUAGCAAUUAAGUUUUUUUUUUUUUUGAGAAAUCCUAUGAGCACAUAUCGAUACAAAAAAAAGGUGGAUGUGCAACCACACGUGUACAGUCCGAAAAAACCCAAACAUUUCAGAUACUUCAUCUCCUAUCUCGAGCGAGGCUUCUGGCGAGACAGAAUGAGGGUGGGAGGCGGUAUUUCAAUGAUUAAAAACCUGUCAGCUCCAUCUCUGUAUUGGCCGGACUCUUUUGAAAGUCGGUUUGAGAGUGCUGUGUGUGCGGCCAGGGGAGGUGAUUCUUCUGACCUGGCAGUUAAUAAAAUUCUUCCUGUGCCUUUGUCAGUUUCUGGAGGAUGAUUCUGUGGAGUGCUGGAGGGUGCUGCAUUAACCAGCUGUGAGCGCUCACUCUCUCAGCAGCACUCUGGCAGGGCUGACAGUAAUCUACAUAAACCUCUGUCCUUUUCAAAACGUUUGCCAGUAAUUGCAGUUUUGCAGUAUUCUAAUUGACUCCACGGAGCACUGUAAAGAACAAAAACCUGUAAUCCUUCGCGAAGCCCAUUUGGUUUGCGGCUGUUGUGUUAAAGCUUCGAAUGAUACGAAACUGAUGAUACAUGAAGCGGCCGCCAUGACUGUACCUAGAAACAUGCAUAGGAAAAAUAUUUGUCUGGAUAAUAAAGUAGCUGCCCAAAUGAGAAUGAGUGAAUUCUAAAGCUUUUUUUUUGUUCCCCGCCAUCAAGUGUUUGUCGGCCCCCUCGCUCAUUAUUUUCACUGAGCUGGAAAAUAAGUUAGCCAAGCACUGAUGCAGUGGUUUUGAUAAUGCUAAGGAUUUAGCAGAGCCCUCUUUCGCUGAGCUCUGUUUGAAACCUCCGAUUGCGUCUUAUCAGGAGAAAUGUUUUUUAUGUGAAAAGCAAGGGAUCAAUUUAAGUACGCAAGUCCAGCAUUUUUCGAAAAACACACCGUUCUCUUUUAUUUACCGUUAUGUCUCAUUAGCUGUUGGUUGGCCUGGUAAUUGUUGCUAGCUGUUUUGAAUGGCAUGGGCUAUUUGUGUUGGCACUGUUCAUAUCUUAAGCAGUUAUUUUGUGAAGUGGAAUAAGCCCACCAGUGAAACCACCCGUCUGCUACUGAGUAAUUGAGCACAGAGGACACCCGCCAGAACGAUCCAAGUUUACACUAAUGCUUUUGGGAAACAUUUGGUGAGCUUCGGUUACUUUUGUAUAUACAUGUUUAUUUGAUUUCAGUACCUUUUAUUUUGUUUUGUUCAAUUUGGUGACUAAGUAAAAUGGACAUUGUAACCAUAUUGGGAUGGCUGUACUUUUAUUUCCUCAACUCUAGAAGCUGAAAUUUCUGUGAUGAGAAAUUUGAAAUGGUCAUCUUUACUUACAUGUGUAUGGAGAUACUUUAGCCACCAGGGAUAUAGUUGUAUAUUUUAGGCUCUAGAUCACUGGAAUGACAUAUAUGGCUUUAAGUGGCAUUGAUAUAUAUUGAUAUUGUCAAGAAAAAAAAAAAAGAACCAUAUACUUUAAUUACUUUAAAAGCUUACAUUGUGUAUAGCACGUAUGCAAGUUCAUUUUCAUCAUGUUUGAUGUAAUUUUGUAGCAGUGGUUUGAUACUAAUAAAGUUGGAAGUUGGUGAUGGAACUGUGAAAUGUGCUUUACAUGAUACUUAAUGAAAUGUUAUUAUUUUAAAAUGCUGUACCUGCAUAUGAUAUAAUUCAGCAAGAACGCGAGAUGGUGUGUUUUAUUGCAUUUAAAAUAAAUAUGAAUAUAUUUCAAUUAAUUUCCAGUAGUUAAGACUACGGACUCUUAUGCCGGAAUACUACUUCCCACGUAAGUGAACCAUGUUGCACUGUAAUAAAAUUCAAACAACUC
Messenger RNA from Carassius auratus (goldfish), 6256 nucleotides. It is a transcript of the gene negr1, whose product is annotated as neuronal growth regulator 1. Lineage: Eukaryota; Metazoa; Chordata; Actinopteri; Cypriniformes; Cyprinidae. The record is from RefSeq and is a predicted model, not a curated record. The transcript has 8 exons. Bases 363 to 1442 code for a protein of 359 amino acids.